Brassicogethes aeneus is the source of this 1850-nucleotide messenger RNA. Lineage: Eukaryota; Metazoa; Arthropoda; Insecta; Coleoptera; Nitidulidae. The record is from the annotation of a GenBank genome assembly.
UGGAACACCGAAAUCUGACGGUUUUUCUCUAUGGUCAACAUAACCUAUGAAAUUGUUUAUUUUUUAAAUUGUAUACCGUAUUUGCAAAAUUUUGGCUUUCAAUUUACCGGUUUACAGGAUUUUGAGGAAAUUUUUAUUUUAUUUAAAUAAAUAUGUCUGAAACUGCGAGUUACAACUUGAUGUUGAUUUUUAAAGAUAUUUUGAGCAAUAAGAAGAUUAAACUUGAGUUAAGUACAAUUUCAAAGAUAAUUAAGGAGGAUUUGUCGAUUAAUUUGGACGAUUUAAGUCAAAAUAUUAAGGAUGUGUUGUUACGAAUGAUUAUAGUUUACAUACGAUCUUGGCCUGGUUGGGGUAAAAGUAGUGAUUUUUUUGAUGGGGUUUUAAGCUUGGAGGAGUGGUUUAAACGUUUUAAGGAAUAUUUGAAUUAUAAGUUGAAAUAUAUCAUCAAAAAUGGGUACAAAGAGAAUGUGGAAAUUGUAAAAAAAGAAAAUAAUGAGAAGCUACAAAAAAAAAUUAAUAAUGGUUUAAAAGCUGAGCAUGGUACACAAACGGACAAUUUAGCCCCCAAAGGUUACGCCCCUUUUACUAUUUGUAUAGAAUGUACUCCAGAUAUAAUAAAUACCCUGGUUUUUACACAAGCAGAUAAUACUGCUGAUAAUUUAGUUUUACGUAAACACCCGGCAUUUACAUGGGAAAACAUUUCCUUCCAACAGCUCUUAAAUUGGCCCUUUGUUGAAGUCCAAUUUGACUCCCCCGAACUGAAAUUUGGCAGGAAAAAUGUUACAGAUUACACCAGAUACAUUAGUUUGACAACAUGUCCCUUAAAACACGACAAGGAUGAAUUUAUAGAUGAAAUAGAUUUUUUUGAUAAAAGAAAUACGAGUAGGAGCUGCUAUACGCUGAAAUUUCUGGAAAGUUAUUGCAAUACAUAUGUGAAAACGUUAAUUGAUUUAUCAGCAAAGUACUUAUUUAUCCAAAAAGGAUUGAUACAGGAUGUAAAGGUUUUACUAGGCGAAUUUUUAUCUGACAUUAAGGAACUGAAUAUUAAUAACAGCACCAUGGCAACAAACACAACAAUAACUUUUAAUAUUGGGCGUAGCAAUUAUGUCAGGGUGAAAAAAUUGACCAGAGGAAACCACAAGGGAAACAACCAAAUCGGCUACUGCGAGUUCAUAACCCCCAAAAUCGAGCUGAUCCUCAAGCACUUCGCUGCAGUGCAGGAGCCCAACCACAGUACAGUGACGUUCACGCACUUAAAUAACCUCUUGUCGAUCCACAACGACUCUUUGCCUUUAAUCAAGAGCGCCGUGCCGCGGCUGUCAUUCCGCUGCCGAUUCUGCCAGGUGAGCCUCGACUGCAAGGCCGCCAUCUUCGAGCAUUUCGCGACGUUCCACCGCUCCGAACAGAACGUCGUGUGUUUCCGGUGCAAGGUUUCCUAUCCCCUCCCUGAUAUCACCAAGCUGCGCUGGGACCACAACUGUAAGUCCAAGGAGGUAACCGUGACCAACAAAAAGGUGCAGAACAAAUAACUAACAUUAAUAACUAACUUUGUUCGGUGCGCAUUCAGGACUUAACCUGUAUAUUAGCAACAUUUUAUUUUGUAUUUGGUUCUGCUGUAACUUUCAAACUUUUUAACCCAAAUGAACCAUUUUUAAGUAAGAUUAAAUAGGCUUAAACUUUUUAUUUGUUUAUAUGGAUUGUGUUAAUUUAUAGAAAUCAUUCCAUAGAAAAAAAUGUAAAUUGUAUAUGUACAUAUCUCAGCAGGAAUUUUGUUCGAAAUUUUAAAAACAAAUUGUUAAUUUUUUUUUAUAUUUAAUUUUUUUCGUUUUAUAAUAAAUAAAUAAAAAAAC